Racocetra persica is the source of this 1758-nucleotide messenger RNA. The record is from the annotation of a GenBank genome assembly. Lineage: Eukaryota; Fungi; Glomeromycota; Glomeromycetes; Diversisporales; Gigasporaceae.
AUGUUUUCUCCCGCAAUAACUGAGCCUGUUGAGAUCAAAAAUCGUGACAACACACCAAGUAAUAAUAACGUUCCUGAUACACAUAGAAUUAAUAAUAUAAACCGACUUAUUUCCCCUCCACAAGGGCAAAAUAUUCAAUUAUCGAAAUCUCAACCUAGCAUUCAGAAUAAACCUGGUACUUCACCUGAUAUUAGGUUAAGUGCUUCUGGUGGUUAUGGAAGGUCUUUCGGAUCUUUGGAACAUAAUUCAGAGGCUAUUCCCAUCGACAUUCCUGAUGAAAGAAAGGCAGAGAUAAUCAGAAAGCACCUCGUCACAGAGGAAGAUUUUGCUCGUAGCGCCGAGAAUGGCGGCAGUUCGACAGAUCCACUUGCACUUUAUUCAACAUCUCAUCAUAAGUUGCCUGGAUUAGAUGCAACUCAUGAGGUUUAUAAAUGGCAUAACAAUAUAGAAAUUGAGCCUAUGAAACGUACUCGUUCUCGUUCUUUAUAUAUACCACGACCAACUGAUCCAGAUAUGUCUAAUAUCAGGGAACCAGGCGGAUUUCGUCGUCAUCAUAUGAUGAUGAAGGCAAGGCAGGAAGGCAAAGAGCUACCUAACAUUAUAACCCGAAACUUUAUCGAUUUUCUUGCAAUGUACGGCCAUUUUGCCGGUGAAGAUUUGUCGGAUGAUGAAGAAGAUAAGGAAGAUGAUAUUGUUAUUACAGAGAUGACUCCGUUGCUUCAAAGAGAGAUUCCCACUCACGCUACUGCGUCAUCUUCGAAAGCUGUGUUUUUACUUUUAAAAUCAUUUGUUGGCACUGGUGUUAUGUUUUUACCAAAGGCGUUCUAUAAUGGUGGCAUGCUUUUUUCAACAAUAGUCCUGAUUGCAAUCGCUGCAAUAUCAUUAUGCACAUUUUUAUUACUUGUUGAAACACGGACUUAUGUCCCAUAUAGUUUUGGUGAUAUCGGUGGCGCAUUAUAUGGUCGUUGGAUGAGACUUGCAGUUCUAUUCUCAAUAACACUUUCUCAGAUCGGAUUUGUUUGUGCGUACAUGAUCUUUGUUGCCGAAAAUCUCUCUUCGGUUACUAGAUAUUUUGUAGAUAUUAAAGAGAUGGACAUAUCUUGGUUUAUUAUGGGACAAUUGUUUGUUUUCGCACCACUCGCCAUGAUUCGUCGUAUAUCCAGAUUGUCGUUUACAGCAUUGAUUGCAGAUGCAUUUAUUAUGUUUGGACUAUUAUAUUUAUAUUAUUAUGAUAUUUAUCGAUUAUCAACAAUUGGCGUCGGUGAAAUCAAAUCAUUUAAUUCAGCGGAUUUCGCUAUGUUUAUUGGCACUGCUGUUUUCACUUUUGAAGGGAUUGGUCUAAUCAUUCCAAUAACAGAAUCUAUGAAAGAACCCGAAAAAUUUCCCAAAGUUUUAACUGGUGUCAUGAUCUUCAUUACCAUCAUUUUCACAUCAAUUGGUGUUUUAUCUUAUGCCGCUUUCGGUAAAGAAGUGCAGACUGUAGUUAUUCUAAAUUUACCCCCCAAUGACCCAUUAGUUCGAAUUGUUCAAUUGCUUUAUGCUUUGGCUAUUCUACUUUCUGUACCUUUACAAUUGUUUCCGGCCAUAAGAAUCAUGGAACAAGGUAUAUUUGAGAGAAGUGGCAAAGAUAACCUUUUGGUGAAAUGGCAAAAGAAUUUGUUUCGAUUUUUAACCGUAGUAGCUUGUGGAUUAAUUGCAUGGGGAGGUGCAUCGGAUUUAGAUAAAUUUGUUUCAUUAAUUGGAUCAUUUGCAUGGUAA